Metopolophium dirhodum (rose-grain aphid) is the source of this 1302-nucleotide messenger RNA. RefSeq names its product zinc finger protein 70-like. Gene Ontology annotation, molecular function: RNA polymerase II transcription regulatory region sequence-specific DNA binding; DNA-binding transcription factor activity, RNA polymerase II-specific. The coding region runs from base 1 to 1176 and encodes 391 amino acids. The transcript has 6 exons. Lineage: Eukaryota; Metazoa; Arthropoda; Insecta; Hemiptera; Aphididae. Gene Ontology annotation, cellular component: nucleus. The record is from RefSeq and is a predicted model, not a curated record. Gene Ontology annotation, biological process: regulation of transcription by RNA polymerase II.
AUGCGUCAGACAACCACCAACCACCUGUACAACCAAUUGUUGAAAGUACUAAUGAUGUGGGAGAUGUCAAUGGUCAGUGUAAUGUCACAUGUCUGUUUGUCGGCCGAAAGUACUGCUGAAGUAGUGCAGGAUGCGUCAGACAACCACCAACCACCUGUACAACCAAUUGUUGAAAGUACUAAUGAUGUGGGAGAUGUCAAUGGUCAGUUGUCACAUGUCUUUUUGUCGGCUGAGAGUACUGCUGAAAUAUUGCAAGAAGCGUCAGACGACCACCAACCACCUGUACAACCGAUUGUUGAAAGUACUAAUGAUGUGGGAGAUGUCAAUGGUCAGUUGACACAUGUCUGUUUGUCGGCCGAGAGUACUGCUGAAAUAUUGCAAGACGCGUCAGACGACCACCAACCACCUCUACAUCCGAUCGUCAAUGUUUGCACAUCAACAACCAAUCAUUCAAAUGAACCGGACACCACAAAUGUUUCACCUAAAAGAAAAAAACCGAAAUACCAUGAUACCGUAAAUAUGUGUGAUGAAUUUGAGAAUAAUCCCAUUAAUGCAGAAGAAGGAGAUGAUGAUGAUGACGGUGAAGAGAAUGAUGCUGACAAUUUGUUUCAGUGCCCUGAGUGUCCCAAAAAUUUCAAGUUCAAAAGUUGGCUAAGUAGACAUGCAAUCAUGCAUGAACGAUAUUACCCAUGCACAUAUUGCACUAAAACAUACAAAAAAAAGUCCGAGUUGCAGUUUCACAUACUGGCACAUACAGGCCAGAAACGAUUUAAAUGCCCCGACUGCUACGCUUCAUACAAUGACUUGUCAAAUCAAAUAAAACACUGGAACCUUAAACACAACCCAGAGACUAAACAAUAUGAAUGCGAUAGAUGUGGAGAAACAUUUACUUGUGCGAGAUACCUUAGGUAUCAUAAUUAUGCACACGAUGGUGUCCAUCCAUAUAAGUGUGACAUUUGUGGAAUGGAAUUUAGUAGCCCGUCAUUCUUGUCGAAGCACAGAAAAAAAAAAGCACAUAACGUGACUAUGGCAAACUUUGAACAAUACCUGUUAGUAUGGUCCUCGGAGACAAACGUUUUGAGAGAAAAAAAACACCAAAAGUGGUCGGUACGUGUUCUAUUCCAAAUCUCAAGUUUCAUCAAACUAUGCAAGGCAUUUGACAAUAUUUGUCGAUGAAGCGAUGUUCUUUUGGAUUUUCAGUUUGAAUGGGCUGUUUUCAGAUUUGUAUACUUUGAUGCUAUUUAUUUAUACUGGGUUCUUUAUUUAUACUUAAUUAUAAAAACUAUUUAUGCUUCACCUCUU